Messenger RNA from Raphanus sativus (radish), 1709 nucleotides. RefSeq names its product zinc finger protein ENHYDROUS. Gene Ontology annotation, cellular component: nucleus. The transcript is spliced from 4 exons. The coding region runs from base 122 to 1612 and encodes 496 amino acids. The record is from RefSeq and is a predicted model, not a curated record. Lineage: Eukaryota; Viridiplantae; Streptophyta; Magnoliopsida; Brassicales; Brassicaceae. Gene Ontology annotation, molecular function: DNA-binding transcription factor activity.
ACAGAAAAGCUGAUUGACUGGUAGCUCAAGAAGCAAGAAAGAAAGAAAGAAAGAGACAUAUAGAGAGAGAGAGAAAGAAAGAGAGGAGAAGAAGGUCGAAGUUGGUGUCUUAUUUUUCCACAUGCCGGUUGAAUUAGAUGAUUACUCAACGGUUUCCGGCGAUGCAAGCGUCUCCUCGACCGGAAACCAAAACCAAAACACACCUGCUCCACAAUCCCUCUCCAAGAAGAAACGUAACCUCCCCGGAAUGCCUGAUCCAGAAGCGGAGGUGAUAGCUUUGUCACCAAAAACUCUCAUGGCGACAAACAGAUUCGUAUGCGAAAUCUGCAGCAAAGGGUUUCAGCGAGACCAGAACCUCCAGCUUCACCGUCGCGGUCACAACUUACCCUGGAAGCUUCGUCAGAGAUCGAGCAAAGAAGUGAAGAAGAAAGUCUAUGUUUGUCCUGUCUCUGGCUGUGUUCAUCACGAACCCUCACGUGCUCUUGGGGAUCUAACGGGGAUCAAGAAACACUUUUGUCGGAAACACGGGGAGAAGAAGUAUAAGUGCGAGAAAUGCUCAAAGAGUUACGCUGUUCAAUCGGAUUGGAAAGCUCAUUCCAAGAUUUGCGGCACCAAGGAGUAUCGAUGCGAUUGUGGAACUCUCUUUUCGAGGAGAGAUAGUUUCAUAACGCACAGAGCUUUCUGUGAUGUGUUGGCUGAGGAGAGUGCCAAGAAGAAGCUUUAUCCUGAAACAUACACAAGGAAGAAUCAUCUCCCAGAACCUGAGCUCAAAUCUCCACCCGCCGCCCUUGUUGAUUCUCCUCCGUCGGUUGCUCUAGUUCCUGCACCAGCUGUUUCUGUUGAGACUGAGCCUGAGCAUGACGAGACUGAAACUGCCAAUAUCGCAUCCUCCUCGGUUUUGCCGAUUCGUGAUUCUUCAGAAUCUCCAGAAAACAUUACUCUUCAAGUCAUUAUGGAGGAAGCUCCGAGAAGGAUCGGUUUGAAUGGGAGCAAUGAUCACAACAGUAACAACAACAAGAGCGUGUACGCAGGCUUGUUUGCAUCAUCAUCGACAGCUUCGCCUAGUUUAUAUGCUGCUUCCUCUUCAACUCCUCCUCCAAGUCUAUACCCACCAUCUUCCUCCAUCGAACCUAUAUCUCUCUGUCUCUCCACGACUACUCCAUCUCUGUUCGGAGCAACAAUACAAGAUCCACCACCACCACAUUUCCUAACCCCUAUGAGUCUUCCUCCUCCUCAACCAGCAAUCUCAGCGACCGCAUUGCUCCAAAAAGCUGCCCAAAUGGGCUCCACUGGCUCAGGUGGUUCGUUGCUUCGCGGGUUAGGCAUAGUGUCAACUACUUCUUCACCUAUGGAACUCAGCAGCAGUCACGAUACUGGGUUUGGUCUUGGCCUUGGACUACCUUGUAGUAGCGGAACGGGUCUGAAAGAGCUAAUGAUGGGGAACUCUUCCGUGUUUGAUCCAAAGCAGACAACACUCGACUUUCUCGGGUUGGGAAGAGCUGUUGGUAAUAAUAAUCCGGGUGGUGGUGCUCUGUGGGGAGGUGGUGGUGGAAUGGAUGUGUUUGGAAGUGGGGAGUUAUCAGACAAAGACAUUAGUAGAAGGAGUUCCUAAGAGAGACAUGAAAGUAGUAGAAGAGUAGUGUUAUUAGGUUUUUCAAAGUAUUGUAUCAAAUUUAAGUAAUCUUAUUAUAGUGAAAGCUUGCAGUGUU